GAUAAUAGUUCACUAUCAAAUAGUUUAUUUGAUUUUCUCCAUUUAAUCACAGUGGAGCUGUAAGAUACAACGAUCGUAAUAAAGGUUUUUGGUAUUCUGAAAAGGACAAAUAUGAUUUUAAUCAAAAUUCAUUCGGCGGUUCAAUAGGUCUGUGAUGGACUGGUGUCCCGUCCAGGGUGUGCACCGCCUUGCGCCCGGCACUGAGUUGGAAGAAACGAUGAGAAAAUAGACGGUGGAUAAGGUUGAAAUUUGGGGAUCAAUCGGUCUUCUGCAGAUUUACUGUCACGGGUAUCAGAACAAAAACGCCUUUAAAUAAAAACUUCGAAGAAGGCUGGCUUUUCUGAUCGACUGUAAUAACACGGCUGUUACUAGUCGGGGGACUGGUGUGUCCUGUUAACACUGAACUUGGCAGCUAUCGCUUUCACUGUGAUAGCGAACGAGCUUCCCUCGCAGAUCGGAGCCGCGUGGAAACUCUCCGGCCCAGUUCUCCGGAAAAUCACGCGUCCCCCGCGUGUCCGGCUGCUCACCCGUUUACUCAAAUGUCAUCGAGCCCCGCGCGGUCUUAUUUCGCCCGAAAUCACAUAUCACGUCAGGAAAUAAUAAAAAAAAAAGAGCUCGGAAACUUCAUUCUGGGACAGCAGCGUGUCGCAAGCGGCUGCGGUUUCCAGAUUCAGCCCGCGCUUUGUUAUUUAGCGGGGUCUGGCGGCCCGGCCUUCCUCGGAGGCGUCACUGCUGGCCUCAAGAGAGGCUUGUUUUCACAACGCUGCCUCUUACCGCUCAGUGACCUAAAUCCAAUCUCCCCUUUCUCCGCACAACUGUCUCUUUUUGGAUUGCGCCCACACGCUUGUUGCUUUUUUACCUCGCCGGUUCUCUGUGACCAAAAGCCGAAAGCGGCCACGGGGCGUGUUUUUCGUGUACAGGUGCUCAUUUGCCUCGGCGUCCGUCUGCACGACCACAACGGAGCAUCGUUUUAAAGCUACUUGUCGCUCUGUGAUAGAGAACGCCGCCUUUACCUCUGUGGCGAUUUCCUUCGUCUUCUGGUCUCCAGGCAACGGGCGCUGUGGGCAGAGACGCGAGCGCCCGGCCGACCUGUUGGACUCGCUGGUGGGGGGAGCGCGCUCAGCUCGGGCGACCUCAGCGCGCGGCUCCCCGGCUGCUGCAGGACCCCGCCAUGCGCGAGCCCCGGCGCGGACUCCUCCUCGCCUGCAUCCUGGCGCUCGGGGCUGCUCCGGCAAUAGGCCCGGUGGUAUUCCAGUACCCUCGGCUGGUCAGAGUGGAGGAGGGGGGCGUGGCCGCUCUGGCCUGUGACGUGACGGGCAUGUCCGGCGGCUGCUACACCGUCUGGUGGCUGCAAGUGAGAAGCGGGGGCGCGCUCAGGCCUUACCCCAACAAAGACGGCGAGGCGCGCUCCCGGGACGGCCGCGGGGGCGCGGUCUGCUUCCUCAACAUCACCGGCGCCGCGUCCUCCGACUCCGGCACCUUCUACUGCGCCUUCAGCUCCGGCGAACUGGUCUAUUUCGGGAAUGGGUCGUCGUUGAUCGUAACGGGGCGACCCCCGGCUCCCCUCUCCAUGGCUGUGCUCGCGCCCCCCGGCCCCGAGCCGCCGCCUGCAGCCCCAGCGCUCCUGCUGUGUCUGGUGUUCGGCGCGGACCCCGAGCGGGUCCGGCUGUACUGGCGGGUGUCCGGGCGGAUCGAGCCGGGCUUCACGGAGCCCCCCGCAUUUCCCGACCGCGGGAAAGACGGCGCUCCGGGAUCCGUCAAGAACCUGCUCACCGUCCCGGCCCAGACCUGGCGCAGCGGAGUUCCGAUCACCUGCGUGGUGGAGACAGGAAGCGGAAGUAACAUGAGCAAAACGGUCCGCGCGGGCGGACCCGGACACUGCCCGGCCCUGACCGCGGCUCUCGCGGGCGCCUCGGCCCUCCUCGCGCUGACCUGGACCGUCCUCGCGGCGUGCGCUGUCCACAGAAGACUCGGGUCAGGCAAGAGGCGAGCGGUCUCUGCCCGGAGCACGGCCCAGCACGGAGCGUCACAGGUCGAGGAGGCGGUGCAGUACGCCAGCCUGCAGUUCGAGCCGCGCGGCCGGAGGAAGUGAAGAAGGCACUCAGCCACGCUCGACGUCCUGCAGGUUUUUUUGGAACGUGACAGGGCACGGUGCUCCAUCACCAGCGAGCUGUAAUUACGGGGCUGAGGCCAGAAGGGGGCACUGUUCUCAUUUUUUUAUACCAAGCCUGCGCUCCAUGUUUCCUGAUCGUAGGAGACGACAGUUUCUGAAGGCGGAAUUUGUAUUUGAAUAAAUGCCCGAUCCGGUGCCUCUUUGCCUUAUUAUAGGGGCUGUUUACUUUUCUCCUCGUUGAAAGGCAACCAGUACGUUUCCUGUCUCUUUUUAAAUCGUGCACAGUCUCAGGCCGUGGAGAAAGAAUCUGCAGAGGUACAUCUUAAAGAGAUGGAGUACAUCUGCCAGAUACCAGACCCUAAGCAGGACACUGGUACUGAUUCAGGCAGCACUGUUACAGGACAGCAAUGCACCUGGUGGUGAUCAUGUUCCCAGUGCUCAGUUUGUGUCUGACAUGUAGACCGGUGCAAUAAUCACUCCCUUUUCCCUCCAGUGCUUGCAUUUGUACGGAAUCUCUCGCAUUCAAAGCAGUUUCAUGUCAAAACAGCUGCUGCAGCUGCCCUAGAACCACAGCCUAAUGCUUGGUGUCCAAAAGUAUGGUAUAUGUAUAAAGUUAGGCAGACUGUAAUGUCUCUGGUGAGGUUACACUGUGUGCUGUGAUUCAGGGAGGUGUUGAUUGUGUUUUGGUCAAUAUGAGCAUCACUGCUGAAAAGAUGCCCUGUUACAUGAGUUAUUGUGGCUGUCUACUAUGAAAUGAAACAUUGCUGGAGGUUUUAUUACAGCUCCAUCACAAUAACCAGCCUUCAGGUGGGGGUGGUGGGAGUGAGAGCUGAGCCUGUUUCCAUGCUGUGUUUUGCACGAAGUGUGAUUGGUUCCCAUCAUGCCUGGACUGCAGGAAGGACUCCUUAUCAACGUUGAAACCAGGCGGCUCUGCAGCAGCGAUGAGUGAUGUCAUCCCCUCCAGCCGCGGUGGGGACCAGAUGUUCCCAGCUGUUGGGGUGACUUUGCAAGAAGGCAGAAAUUCAAAGAAAGCACUCGUUCAUUCAGUUUGGACGCGCCGGCCGUGUUCGCUGAUCCUAUCUCGAGAUACCAGACAGCCCUCCUUUUGUUUUCACUCAACUGAAGUUUGAAAAUGAAAUGACGUGUGCUAGAAAAUACUCUGAAUUGGAAAACUGACAAAAUUCGUUGAUCUGAAGAAUCCUUUAACGGUUGCAGUAUCCUUUUUUUUAAUCAUUGUUUAGCUCGUUUUUCAAAACAGAACAAAAAUAAAAUGGUUUUCCCUUUUCCCAUUUUUUAGAAAAAGGAAGAGUAAUGACCACUGAUGGAGGAGAGGUGCUAUAAUAAUUGUAUACGAGUGUAGUUGGAAUACAGCUGGAACCCAUCUAUCAUGGCUGCUGUUUGAAACAGAGGAGGAAACGUUAAUAAAUCACACUGAUGUCUGGGAUUACUUAAUUUUCCACAAGGACGGACAACUGUUUUAACUGCCGAGAUGUUUCCCCUUCUCUCAAACGUAAGGUCCUCGGUCUUUCCCUUUUCGAGAGCGUUGGAGAAACAUGGCCCGGAGAAGGAUCUGGGUCUGUUGGAUGAGGAAACAAACACUGCAAACCCCCCCCUUCACACACACACACCUAACACACACACACUCACUUAAAAUAUUGGCAGCUUCGCUAUGACCUCAUCCUCUCGAAAAACAAAUGUUCCAUGACCUCCGGCGUCGAGUCGUAAAUCUUCCCCUUUCAGGAGGAGGGAGAGAGAGCAGGGAAGCUUUUCUUUCCAGACUUUGAAAUCAAGUCAGGCGAUGAUUUAUGUGCGCGAGGCCAUGUUGCCUGCGAGGGGGGGGGAAUGGGAUUCAGAGUGACGUCACUCUCCUGUUUGGUUCUCUGGAACCAAACCGGGGGCCCGAGAUGUCAGGAAAGCCACUGAUCCUGCUGUUUCACUUCAGUCAUCAUGUUGGUGUCAAGCAGAAGGGGUCUUCCAGCAGCUGCAAGCAGGUCAGUCCUCCUGUGGCAACGUAAACAGCAACGCUGCCGUGUUCAUUAAGAGCACCCUUUGACCUCACCAUUCGGAAUGAAAGAAGCUGUUUCUCUGGCGUCUGGAGAAAGAGAGACCACAGACAACAAGUGCAGCAGCGCUCCGAAAGACAGUACAGGUCUUACUCCUGGAAUUAAGACAUGAGCUAAUUAAGUCAUUAGCUAAUUGGUGAAUGUGGAACAACAACCCAGCCAGGCCCAGCCACCUUAGGGGAGAGGAUCACUAUGGCUGAGGAAAAAUGAGCCUCAUCACUUAAAACAUGCAAUUCACAGUAUCAAUAUAUCUAGAA
This is a messenger RNA of Lepisosteus oculatus (spotted gar), 4433 nucleotides long. RefSeq lists its product as uncharacterized. The record is from RefSeq and is a predicted model, not a curated record. Lineage: Eukaryota; Metazoa; Chordata; Actinopteri; Semionotiformes; Lepisosteidae.